Ambispora leptoticha is the source of this 1044-nucleotide messenger RNA. NCBI's taxonomy places the organism in Eukaryota, Fungi, Glomeromycota, Glomeromycetes, Archaeosporales, Ambisporaceae. The record is from the annotation of a GenBank genome assembly.
AUGGGUAUCAUAUCUUAUAUUGGUACGUUUUUCUCGUCGCCACCUCCUAACCAAAAGUUUGCCGAUCGUUAUGUGCUCGUAACUGGUUGCGACUCGGGCAUAGGAAAUUUGAUCGCGAAAGCUCUACACACAAGGGGAUAUCAUGUUCUUGCAGGAUGUUUAACUGAAGCAGCAUUUAAAGAAUUUCUUUCACAUAAUAAUUCACCAAAUUUUCGCCCAUUCUUGCUUGACGUAGCAAAAGACACAUCGGUUCAGCAAUGUGCGCGCAUGGUUACCAAUGAAACAAAAGAGAAAGGACUCUUUGCAUUGAUCAAUAAUGCCGGAUGCAAUGAAGGAUUUGCAUUCGAGUUCACAUCAACAGAUCAAAUUAAAAGAACGAUGGAUGUGAACUUCAUGGGACCAGUCAAAAUGAUAAAAGCUCUUCUACCGAAUCUACGACAGAAUAUCAAAUAUAACCUGAAGAAGCCACCAAAGGAGCAAGACAUCUCCCCACGCAUAGUGAAUAUCACUUCAGUACUUGGAAGAACAACUGUUCCAUUUUACGGGGCAUUCAGCGCAUCAAAACAUGCAUUGGAAGCAAUGUUGGAUACAAUUCGCGUGGAAUUAUUACCCUGGAGAAUUCAUAUUGUGAUGAUUGAACCCGGCCCGAUAAAGUCACGUCUCACUCAUCCUGAACUUGUAGAGAUAUCAAGAAAAUUUUUUGCAUCACCGGAAAUCACAGAACAGACAUUAAGCUUAUACGGCGAAGAAUAUAUUCAGAAAGCAAUAGAGUUUUGGCAGAAACUUCAUGAUGGUCAGGAUAGUCCAAAAGAGGUGGUGCGUAAUGUGGUGGAAGCAGUUGAAGUCGGUUUCCCAAAGGACCGAUAUGUGAUUGGAACAGUGGCAAAGAUGCAAGUUUUGGUGCAUAAUAUUUUACCAAGAUGGGUGCUGGAUUUAGCGUGGGGGAGUGUGAUUAGAUUGGUGGGUGUAUGGCCAAAAGACGCAAGAGAAUUGGAGGAAGGAGUUACAACGUUAAGCAGUAACCCAAAAAUUCCACCAAAGUGA